AUGGUUGACCCAGUAACUAGUAAAACUUUAUUUCCAAAAAAUGAUGAAUUUCGAUUUUGCUUGGAAUGUGGGAAAGAAAGAUGUAGCUACGGUUGGUGCAAAGACUGUGAGACUUCUUAUAUGAUCUCUCAUUUUAAAACUUGGACGAGCUAUAAUGAACACAUUGACAAGUUAAUUCAACGUACUCAAUUAAACGCUACUCAAACAUGUGACUACUUGGAAUACAUUGACUUCAGCCAGUUCGAUAUGAUAAAAUAUAUUUCUAAAGGAGGUUUUGCCACAAUUUAUAAAGCAAAAUGGCUGGAGGGUCCAAGAUGGAAUUGGAAUGAUGAAAAUCAGGAGUGGGAGCGGAGCGGUCCUAUCAAUGUUGCUUUAAAACGAUUGGAUAAUUCUCAUAAUAUACAUUUGGACUUUUUAGUACAGAUAGAAGAACACUGCCGAUGUUUACAAAGUGGCUAUUUAGCUGAUUGUUUUGGAAUGACUCGUGAUCACACCGGUUGUAUUAUGUUUGUAAUGCGCUUUUAUGAGAAUGGAAAUAUCUAUGAAUUCCUUGAUAAAGUAAAAGGAAUAGUAACCUGGAGAGAUAUAAUAGAUAUGCUAUGGGGUAUUGCUAGUGGUCUAGAUAGAAUCCAUAGUGAGAAACGUUUCCAUUCAAAUCUUCACGGUGGUAAUUUACUUAUUGAAGAUGAAACUAUUUCAACUGAUGCUCGUAUCGCUGAUGUCGGUCUUCACGGUCCUUCCUCUGGACUUCGACCCUGGCAUGAUAGACCACACGAUAUUGAGCUUGCAAAACUCAUUUGUCUUGAAAAUUUGCGUCCAGAAAUUGAUAAAGUUAUUAAAGAUAUUCCAAAUCUGUACAGGGAACUGAUGAUCAGAUGUUGGGAUCCUUUACCAUCAAAUAGACCAACUGCUUCAGAAUUAAAUAAUUUGUUAGGUAAAUGGAUUAUAUGUAUUUGUGAUGAUCCAAAUCCUUCUCCAAUUUCGGAAGAAUUCUUUAAUGCCGAAGAGAAGAGGUGGGAUUUAAUUGGAAAUCAGUUGAAUAAUAAUAGCUUGUCUAAAACUAUUAUUCAUCCUGACGCUAUAUACACAAGCCGUCUGCUUUACUUUCCAGAGAAUUGUCCCGAUUCAGAAUCCGGCUGUUCCGGUUCUGAAUCGGGGUAG
Messenger RNA from Scutellospora calospora, 1161 nucleotides. The record is from the annotation of a GenBank genome assembly. Lineage: Eukaryota; Fungi; Glomeromycota; Glomeromycetes; Diversisporales; Gigasporaceae.